Messenger RNA from Globicephala melas (long-finned pilot whale), 3117 nucleotides. It is a transcript of the gene ALB, whose product is annotated as albumin. Gene Ontology annotation, cellular component: blood microparticle; cytoplasm. Gene Ontology annotation, biological process: transport. NCBI's taxonomy places the organism in Eukaryota, Metazoa, Chordata, Mammalia, Artiodactyla, Delphinidae. The record is from RefSeq and is a predicted model, not a curated record.
GGGGUGGUUAGAGGCGAAGAGGGAGACCGGGGUGUCGGGAGAUCAAGCGGAGGGGAGACUACCCAGAGUCGGGGGAAGUGUGCCUAGGGCGACUUCCGAUGGGGGGACGCCAGGGACAGAGGAGGGCCGCGGUUACUGCCGUAGCGCCCGCUACACCCGGAUUGCUUCUCUUUCCUCGCUAUUUCCCCCGCACACAGCCCUUCAGACCUCCCUUCUUCCUUCCUCGCUGAUGACUAGAACGCAGCCGCAGGCGGAAGUACGGAUGACGCCAUCAGUCGUCGCCUGAGCGGUGGCGCGCGGGUGGCCGAAACACGAAAGUGAGAUUUCGAGGGUCGGGACUUGGGCCCCCGCGGGCGGGCAGUGCUGCGGUGCUGGGGGCGGGCGGGCAGGCUGGAGAGGAGCAGCCUGGGCCAGGUGGGGAACCCAUACCGAAGCACGGACCAGACGCUUUGUUAGCUGGAGGCCCGGACUGCCUGAUCCGGGAGGUGGAGCCUGGUUCUGGACUCUUGUACGUAGUUUCGUUUCUGGCCAUUUUUUUCUACCGCCAAAUGGUGAGUUAGGGCUGUGGAUCUUGAGAGAUGGCGUCGUGUAAAGGAAAGAGCCCACUUUGACUAAGUCUUGGGUCAGACUUCCUGAACCUGAGUUUACACCUGUGUAACAUAAAGGAGUUCGACUAAGUGAAGUCUGAGAUCACUACAACUCUGAAGUUUCCAAGGGGAGAAAACAGGAGAAGGAAGCAGAAUCUGUGCCAGACUCUGCUGACGAUUCAGUGAAUGACCCCGAUUUUGUCCUUCCACCCCUCACCUACUCAGCUUUUUAUCUGUGAAAGUUGAAACCCUAAGGGUUAAGGGAUAGACACUGCCAGGAAGACUUCGGAAUUCAAAAACAGGGAGCUUGUGGCUUGGGCCCUGUUUCCCACCUGGAACUUUGCCCAACACAGGCAACUACAAUCAAGUAGAAAUGGCAACAUAAUAUGUUUAAGCAGAUGGCCAGGCAGCAUUGAUAACCACUCCCACUCCUGCAUGUUCCUUGACUACACUGAACUGAAAAGGAGAUACAGAAUUCCUUAAGAGAGAAGACAACCCAGAAGUAAUAAUCUAUCACAGAAGGAGAUGGCAUAAGGGCUGGACCAAGAAGAUGGACAGUUGGAAGGAAAGCUGGUUUGGAUGACUUGCUCUGCUUAUUCCAGGGGUGUGUUUCGUCGAGAUACACACAAGAGUGAGAUUGCUCAUCGGUUUAAUGAUUUGGGAGAAGAAAAUUUCAAAGGCCUGGUGCUGAUUGCCUUUUCUCAGUAUCUUCAGCAGAGCCCGUUUGAUGAGCAUGUAAAAUUAGUGAAUGAAAUAACUGACUUUGCAAAAACAUGCAUUGCUGAUCAGUCAGCUGCAAAUUGUGACAAGUCACUUCACACUCUCUUUGGAGAUAAACUGUGUGCAGUUGCAUCCCUUCGUGAAACCUAUGGUGAAAUGGCCGACUGCUGUGGGAAACAAGAGCCUGAGAGAAAUGAAUGCCUCCUGAAACACAAAGAUGAUAAUCCAGACCUCCCUAAGUUGAAACCAGACCCUGAGACUUUGUGUACCGAGUUUAAGGAAAACGAACGGAAGUUUUGGGGAAAAUACCUAUAUGAAAUUGCCAGAAGACACCCCUACUUUUAUGCCCCAGAACUCCUUUACUUUGCUCAUCAAUAUAAAGGAGUUUUUGCAGAAUGCUGCCAAGCUGCUGAUAAAGGUGCCUGCCUGAUACCAAAGAUUGAAACUGUGAGAGAAGAAGUACUGGCUUCGUCUGCCAGACAGAGACUCAAGUGUACCAGUAUCCAAAAAUUCGGAGAAAGAGCUCUAAAAGCAUGGUCAGUAGCUCGCCUGAGCCAAAAAUUUCCCAAGGCUGAGUUUGCAGAGGUUUCCAAGAUAGUGACAGAUCUUACGAAAGUCCACAAGGAAUGCUGCCAUGGUGACCUGCUUGAAUGUGCAGAUGACAGGGCGCAUCUUGCCAAGUAUAUAUGUGAAAAUCAAGCUACAAUCUCCAGUAAACUGCAGAAGUGCUGUGAUAAGCCUCUGUUGGAAAAAUCCCACUGCAUUUCAGCGGUGGAAAAAGAUGAGUUGCCUGAAAACCUGUCCCCAUUAGCUGCUGAUUUUGCUGAAGAUAAGGAAGUUUGCAAAAACUAUAAUGAAGCAAAAGAUGUCUUCCUGGGCACGUUUUUGUAUGAGUAUGCGAGAAGGCAUCCUGAGUACUCUGUCUCAUUGCUGCUGAGAAUUGCCAAGGGAUAUGAAGCCACACUGGAGGAUUGCUGCGCCAAAGAUGAUCCUCCUGCAUGCUAUGCCACAGUGUUUGAGAAACUUCAGCCUCUUGUGGAGGAGCCUAAGAAUUUAAUUAAACAAAACUGUGAACUUUUUGAAAAACUUGGAGAGUAUCAAUUCCAAAAUGCGCUCAUAGUUCGUUACACCAAGAAAGUACCCCAAGUGUCAACUCCAACUCUCGUGGAGGUCUCAAGAAACCUAGGAAGAGUGGGCUCUAAGUGUUGUAAGAAUCCUGAAUCAGAAAGAAUGUCCUGUGCUGAAGACUAUCUGUCCUUGGUCCUGAACCGGUUGUGCGUGUUGCACGAGAAGACACCAGUUAGCGAAAGAGUUACCAAAUGCUGCACGGAGUCCUUGGUGAACAGACGGCCAUGCUUUUCUGCUCUGACAGUUGAUGAAACAUAUGAACCCAAAGCCUUUGAUGAGAAAACAUUCACCUUCCAUGCAGAUUUAUGCACACUUCCCGAGAAUGAGAAACAAAUCAAGAAACAAAUUGCACUCGUUGAGCUGGUAAAACACAAACCCAAGGUAACAGAGGAACAACUGAAAACUGUUAUGGAGGAUUUUGCAGCUUUUGUAGACAAGUGCUGUGCAGCCGUUGACAAAGAGGCUUGCUUUGCUCUGGAGGGUCCAAAACUUGUUGUUGCAACUCGAGAAGCCAUAGCCUAAAAAGAACACAACCACAAGCAUCUCAGCCUACCCUGAGAGUAAGAGGAAAAAAAGAGAAAUGAAAACUCAGAGCUUAUUCAUCUGUUUUUCUUUUCUGUUGGUGUUAACCAACACCCUGUCUUAAGAACACAAAUUUCUUUAAAUAUUUUGCCUCUUUUCU